Amoebophrya sp. A25 is the source of this 1014-nucleotide messenger RNA. The record is from the annotation of a GenBank genome assembly. Lineage: Eukaryota; Dinophyceae; Syndiniales; Amoebophryaceae.
AUACAUGAUAUAGAUAUAAUUCUCCAACAUGAUAUAAUUCUCCAAGAACAUAUAAAGUUGUGUUUGUGUUGCAGCUCCUUACCUUUGAUAAAGUAACAAGCAGAUAGAGAUAAGCAUGCCCUCUUUCUUGUCAAGCGUCCUUGACCAGAUCGUCACAGGACAUGACGGGUUGGAGCAGGUGGUCAGUCGCGGUUCAUCGUCCACAGGAGGAGCUAUCAGGAAUGCAGCAUAUAGCCUUGAUCCCUCGACAGCGACUGCAACUGCAAGUGUACCAACUUCGGGUAGAAAUGCAGCACAAGCUGUGGCACAUUCCAGCUUUUUGUCUCAGCAGAAAACGGUGACUCGUUUGCAGCGAACGACGAAUUUUGCAGGUCAGGGGACCACGCCUGCUGCACCUCCCGCAUCGGCGGCAGAAGCAGAAGCAUCAGAAGCUGGAGCAGACGGUAUUUCUAUAAAUAUCAAGCUACUUCUAAAUAAACUAAUGAGUAUGAGUUGUAGCAGGUACUGUGAAUUUAUGUAAAACAAGUAGUUAGAUAGAGACCAUCAAGAUUGUGAUUGUGUAAAUAAUGGAUACAACAAGAACAACUAAUCCUGCUGGAUUAUAACUCGAUAAAAAAAUCUUGAACUGUUUUUAUGUUGUACCAGGUAGUGCAGCACAUCGUGCACAUGAAGCACAACAUCAUACCCAAGCAAUAUAUUCUCCUCAUCUUCCUCUACGAGUAUCAAGAAAUAAGUCCUCAACAACAGCAUUCAUUGAAAAUGGUGAAAGCACUUCAGAUAUGGGGUCGGCCUAUAGUAGCAACGAAUUCUCCAAGAAAAAACCUGAAGAACCACCUGAGUAAACGUCUUCACAUCUUCUCUACUUGAACCACGACCACCUGAGUACUUAAGCAUCUUCAUCUUCUACUUCUCUCUGGUACCUGUAUCAUCUUCAAGAACAAUCUCCUUCUCCUGAUUUCACCUAGAUUCGGCUGCCGCGGCAUCGAAUUUACCAGAGGCUUCUCCUGCUGAGAC